UCCAAGAGUCUGGGUCUGGUUUGGGAAAAUGGCAAAUCCUAGUCAACUUCAAGCCCAUAAAAUCGGGGCCCCAUUGAUGAAUCAAAUUAAGCUGAAAGGUGUGCCGAUUCUUCAGCAAUUACAUCUAGAGGAGUGCCUGCUUAGGACAUCGUCCCACAAUUGGUGCAUCAUUAACCAAGGAACCAAUCACCCUACUAUUGUCAUGGGUGUUUCAGGGAAGCCUGCAGAGCUUCUCAAAAUUGAAUCUGUGUUAUGUGAUCAGAUUCCAGUUGUGAGAAGGUUUACUGGGGGAGGUACUGUUGUCCUUGAUCCCAGCACAAUAUUUGUCACUUUCAUAUGCAAUAAGGAUGCUGUUGCUGGCUUACAACCAUAUCCUCAACCUAUUUUGUCUUGGACUGGUGCGUUGUACAACAAAGUUUUCCAAGGAAUUGGGGAUUUCCACCUUCGUGAAAAUGAUUAUGUAUUUGGUGACCGCAAGUUCGGUGGAAAUGCUCAAUCAAUUACUAAAAACCGGUGGAUCCACCACACAUCUUUUUUAUGGGACUAUGAGGUUAGAAACAUGGCUUACUUGAAACUUCCUGCGAGAGCUCCCGAAUAUCGACUGGCGAGGGGCCAUUUGGAAUUUAUAUGUCGCAUGAAGGACUAUAUGUCAAGAUCAGAAUUUAUUAGCAGAACUAUAGAGGCAAUUAAAACCCACUUUUCCUUAAGAUCAGCAGAGGCAGAAUCCAUUGAGACUUCUGCAUCUUUUGCAGGAAUUCAAGUAAAACCAGAUAAUAAGGAAUUUUACAGCAUUGGAGAACGCUUGAAUAUAUACUAG
This is a messenger RNA of Quercus robur (English oak), 817 nucleotides long. Its product is annotated as putative lipoate-protein ligase A. Bases 29 to 817 code for a protein of 262 amino acids. Gene Ontology annotation, cellular component: mitochondrion. The transcript has 5 exons. Lineage: Eukaryota; Viridiplantae; Streptophyta; Magnoliopsida; Fagales; Fagaceae. The record is from RefSeq and is a predicted model, not a curated record. Gene Ontology annotation, biological process: protein modification process.